AUGGCUCCGCGCGGAAUGGCAUGGGGGGACGUUCCGGAUCCGUGCUGCAGCGGCCAGGCGGACGGUUUCCGUCGCCACCCCACUGACUGCAGGCGAUUCUGCCUGUGCAGCAGCGGCGAUUCUCGCGGGCGCGUCUUCUAUUGCCCCGAGGGCUACGUCUUCGACGACCGCACCUCCACGUGCGCAAGUACCCACGACGUCGCAUGCCCCGGCGCUUCCGUUCCGGCGUCCGGCGCUACUGGCGGCGGUGCAUCCGGCGGUGCAUCCGGCGGUGCUUCCGGCGGUGCAUCCGGCGGUGCUUCCGGCGGUGCAUCCGGCGACGCUUCGGGCGGUGCGUCCGGCGGUGUUGGCGAGGAGGCGUCGCUGUGCGCGGGGUUGGAGGACGGCCCUCACCAGCACCCCAACGACUGCAGCCGAUCCAUCUUCUGUCUGAACGGGCGCGUGAAGAGCACCGUGAGUUGCGGCGCGCGCAUGCGAUUCAGCGACGACUCCAAGACGUGCGAGUACUCGUUCCUCGUCGACUGCCCCGCCGCCGAUGACGCCGCCGUUGCCACGUCGGAUUCCACGUCAGCGGCCGCGUGGGGAGCGACCACCGCCGGUCCCUCCCUGCCCGCUGCAUCCGUCGCCACGUCAUUCGAAGACUCUGGUCGUGGCGGUGCCUAUUCUUCUUCCUCUUCCUCCUCCUCUUCCUCACAAUCGUCGUCGAAUAUGUUCACUGCUGCAGCGGCCAUGGGGGCUGCAAAUGGUGGUCCUUCGGUCUUUGCCCCGGGGCGAAGCAAGGUUCCUGGCAAUGCGAACGGGAUUAGUAAUGGCAAUGGCAACGGGAACGGGGUUGGCAAUGGGAAUGGGAAUGGGGCUGGCAAUGGGAAUGGGAAUGAGGCCAGCAAUGGGAAUGGGGCCAGCAAUGGGAAUGGGAAUGGAGUUGGCAACGGGAAUGGGAUGGGAAAUGGCAACAUCUGGGGCAACAGUGGCAGCACAGGGAGCACGGGCAGUUCGGGCAGUUCGGGCACUUCGGGCAGUUCCAGCAGUUCGGGCUUUACAGGCAGUUGGGUCAGUCCGGGCAGCUCGGUCAGCAAGGGCAGCGUGGGCAGUGGGGGCAGCAGCAGUGGGGGUAUUGCGAGUGCGCCUGUGACCUGCUGCACCAGGAAACCCAAUGGCUACUGGCAAGACCCUACCAACUGCAGCGCCUUCUGCAUCUGUAUGCGCGGCCAAGUGGUUGCGAAGCUGCAGUGCCAGUCCCCCCUUCUCUUUAACGACAACGCCAAGGUCUGCGACACCCCUGAAAACGUCCCCUGUGCUGCCACCGGUGGGGGUGGCGAUGGGAGUGGCGGCGGCCCUACCCCCUCUCCUCCUACUUCUCCUCCCCCUCCUUCCACGCCCUCUCCCUCUCCUCUUCCCCCUUCCUCUCCCCCUAUCACUCCCUCUCCCCCCUCCUCCUCUCCCGCUCCCUCUUCCUCUCCCUCCCCCCCUCCGCCCUCCCCUCCCACUCCCCCUCCCUCUCCUCCCCUCUCUCCUCCCCCUUCUCCUCCUUCCUCUCCUCCCCCCUCGCCUCCCCCUCCCGGGUCGUGCUGCGACGGGCGCCCAGACGGAUACUUCCAGGAUGCUUCCGACUGCAGCCGCUACUGCAUCUGCGCGGGGGGAAAGCAGGCGGCGCUGCAGCGGUGCCCUGCAGGGCUGAUCUUUAACAACGACGCCAAGGUGUGCGACGGCGCGUACAACACCACGUGCAACGGCAUGACCAUCGGUGGACCGGACGGGGAGGACAAGGUGGGCGGCACACAGCCGUUCGCAGCGGACCGAACGCCCUCGCGCCUUAACCGCUACUCGCGCUACUCCUCGCUCUCCACCGCGCUCCCCACCUUCGUCGACUGGCGAGCCUCCGGUGUGCUCUCUCCCAUCCGCGACCAGGGCGUGUGCGGGGUCUGCUGGGCCUUCGCCACCACAGCGGCCGUAGAAGCGGCGGUUUCGAUUUCCAUGGCGAAUUCGCGGCUGUUUGCGGGGAGGUACCGCGGUGGGAAGUCGCGGUUCUCCGUGCAGCAGGUGGCGGACUGCACGCAGACUUCGGCUGUUGCUGCGGCGUCGAUCGGCUCCGACCCUCUAGAGAAUCUGCUCUCGAUCUGCCGGCCCGGGUGGCCAGGGGAUGCUCUGGAGUAUGUAGCAGCGCAACUGCCUGCCGUGGUGCGAUAUGAGAUGGUGCCGGCGAGUGAAGAGGCGCUGCUGUCAGCAGUGGCGGCGCAACCGGUGAUCGUGAACAUCCAGUCGCGCGUGGCUUCCUUCCUCUCCUAUGCCGGGGGCGUCUACACCGACCCUCUAUGCGACAACGGCUUGUUAGACCACUCUGUGCUGGUGGUGGGGUUUGGCACAGACCAAGCCUCUGGCACGCCCUUCUGGAUCAUCCGCAACAGCUGGGGGAACGCAUGGGGAGAGCAGGGGUAUAUGCGCAUGGCUCGAGUGGGCGGGAGGGGUACCUGCGGUAUCACCAGCAUGCCUGGGUUCUACCCUGUUACCACCAGCACAUCGCCGUGUGACAAUCCCAACCCAUGUGGGGCUGGCGAGUGUGUGGAGGACGUGAGGAGGAAGAGCAGGGGCGGGUACCGCUGCGCGAGCUGCCCUGAUGGCUACGCGGUGGUGGAGAAUUCAGACAAGUCGCAGACAUGCGUGUCAGUUGACGCCUGUUUCUCGUCCACCUUCAACCCGUGCGGUGUGGGAGAGUGCACCAACGUGGGAGACGGCACAUACACGUGCGACUGCACGGAGAACACAUGGCCCGUCGUUCGUCCCGAUGGCUCCCCCACAUGCACCAUGGGCCGAGCCUCCGCCUUCUGCCCUUCGCUCUUCACCACCUUUGCCAACGACACGUGCGAAUCUGUUGCCGCCUUUGCCCGAAUGUCUGUAGACGAUCUUCUAGAAGUCAACCCCGGGCUUAUCUGCGACAAUCUCAAGGGCGGCCAGCAGCUGUGCAUCAGCAUGAAUUUACCCUGGGCCGCACGGUGCUUGUAUGGAAAGUACACGGUUGUGCGCGGUGACACAUGCGCAGCUAUUAUCUGGAAGAAGUAUCGGCGGUCUACUCAGCUGUAUGCUUCUAUGAACGGCGGCCCGUGCGUUAACUCGAGGCUUUAUGUGGGGAUGGUGCUCUGCCUGCCCAGAUGA
Molecule: messenger RNA, 3150 nt
Organism: Closterium sp. NIES-65
Lineage: Eukaryota; Viridiplantae; Streptophyta; Zygnematophyceae; Desmidiales; Closteriaceae
Source: the annotation of a GenBank genome assembly